GCCGAGCAUCUGUCAGUGAGUGUGUGACACGAAACGAAUCAAUGUGCAGAGUCGACGACGGUGGCUUAUCAAAAUAUUCUGUGCGCUGGCUGCCGAAAUAGUGCGAUCGUAAUAAAUUAUUCACGCGUGACCUUAUCUGGCGCUCGUUGGUCCUCAAGCGGUCGUAAUAGUGAAAUCAAUUGUGGAGCGGAGCUAUUUUUAACCCACCGUGUAAUCCGAAUUUCUGUCGCCGCUCAGUAGUGGCAAUAUCCGGGGGCAGGAAGUAUAGCGGUAUCGCCCAAUAUCCAGUUAGUCACGAAUUUGGGCGGCACCUACUGUAGCUCUAGGAGGAAAAUCCCUUCAUACAUCAUGAUGAGACUGCUGGACAAGGUUCUAACAUUUAUAAACUACUGGUGGUUCCGGUACUUGAUGAUUACGGAGCUGUACAUGGUCGAAAGCUGGGAACGAGUGACGAUCCACGUGUUUUUGUUCGCGCUAUUCAUGCUCCAGUGGUAUUUCAACUGUAAGGUCGUACUCCCGUUCACUGGCAGCAUACUGGGCAUACAGCCGAUCGACCAACAGCUGGCAUCUUUUCGAACGUAAGCUAUUGUCCGAUGGACAUCUCCUCCACUAAUACCUGAGAGCUGCAAAAGAAGUAUUCAAGAAAAAAAAAUGUUCCACUACCUAAGUUACUAUCCCUGUGCGUGGGUUAUCCAACUGAGCAGAAUCGAUUGGUAAUCUCGUCUUCAAAAGUAAUUGUUAAGUCAGAUAUAGGAAUUUAAAGCGCUACCAGAAACGUAGAGAAAUAUCAUUGUGAAUCUGAACUCGAUCUGAACGAUCAGUUAUAGGGUCAUCUCAUCUGAACAAUUAGGCAGAGACAAAGAUAAAUUAUGACUAAGUGUAAAAUGCUUCAAGUGCACCGAAACCCCACUAACCCCCACUUAAGCUAGAGGUACUUGGCAAAUAGAAAGCCAAACAGUCACUUUUUAUAGAUGUUGUUUGAGAGGAAUUCCUCGACUAUAAGUGUGUGUCGAUUUUACGGAGAAAAUGUAGUGAGAAAGCUUUAUGAAUGGUGUAUACACACGAUAGUUGCAAAAUGAUCAAAUAAACCACUUGGAGUAAGGAGGUCUACGAAAAGACCUAGCAUGAACGGAGUCAAUAUCUAA
This is a messenger RNA of Aedes aegypti (yellow fever mosquito), 1145 nucleotides long. RefSeq lists its product as uncharacterized. The record is from RefSeq and is a predicted model, not a curated record. Bases 349 to 582 code for a protein of 77 amino acids. The transcript is spliced from 2 exons. NCBI's taxonomy places the organism in Eukaryota, Metazoa, Arthropoda, Insecta, Diptera, Culicidae.